UUUAAGCAAGUUGGUCAAAUAGAACGAGUCUAAGUUUGCAACUUUUAAGGUGAAGGAACGGGAGUGAUUUUUUCCCUUCCUCUGUACACCAGUCUGCCCUAGUCCGUCGAUAUGCUUAAUGUUAGGUUUUUUUUAGGAUUUUAAGUAUUCGUCUUGUUUUUAUGCUCGUGAUUUCCUGCUCAUCUCGAUCUACAGGAAGAGCCAAGGUUGGGAUCGACCCCUUUAGCCAUGUUAGCUGCUACCUGUAACAAGAUUGGGAGUCCAAGCCCUUCGCCUACUUCGAUUUCGGACAGUUCCGCGUCUUUUGGGAAAGGUUUUCAUCCGUGGAAAAGAGCAGCGUCCAGCAGCUGUAAUCUUGGAUCCAGCCUCUCAACUUUUGGCGUGUCUGGGACUUCCAGGAACGGAGCCGGGCUGGGAGACUCGUUCAGUGGGAACAGCUCGACUGGAUCCAGUGCAUUUUCGCUGACCUCCAGUAACUCUUCAAAUUCGCCCUUUGGGAACGAAUAUUCAGUUUUUCCAGCGUCUGUCUCAAACACCUCUCAAGAACCGAGUCACCAGCCGGUGUUUAUCUCGAAGGUGCACACAUCUGUCGACAGUCUGCAGGGUAUCUAUCCAAGGAUGAGCGUUGCGCAUCCGUACGAGUCGUGGUUUAAGUCGCCACAUCCAGGCAUUGCUGCCGGGGAUGUCGGCACCAGCGGCGCCUCGGCGUGGUGGGACAUGGGUGCCGGGUGGAUUGACGUUCAAAAUCCCAACGGAGCUGCGCUACAGACGUCUUUGCACUCUGGAGGACUUCAGACGUCCUUGCAUUCCCCGUUGGGAGGCUACAGCUCUGACUAUUCCGGGUUAAGUCAUUCUGCCUUUAGUACUAGCGCUUCGCCCCAUUUGUUGACCACCAGUCAGCACCUGAUGGAUGGAUUCAAGCCGGUGCUGCCCGCUUCUUACCCGGACCCCAGUCCAUCUCCUUUAACGGGGGCUGGAGGGGCCAUGUUGACCGCGGGUCCCAGCGCUCCCCUUGCAGGAUCUCCCAGGUCCUCCGCACGGCGAUACUCGGGUAGAGCUACCUGCGACUGUCCCAACUGCCAGGAAGCGGAGAGACUCGGACCGGCGGGAGCGAGCCUGCGGAGGAAAGGGCUGCACAGCUGUCACAUUCCAGGGUGUGGGAAAGUUUACGGAAAAACAUCACACUUAAAGGCGCAUUUGCGGUGGCACACUGGAGAGAGACCAUUCGUGUGCAACUGGUUGUUCUGUGGGAAAAGAUUCACCAGGUCCGACGAGCUUCAGCGACACCUGCGCACUCAUACCGGCGAAAAGAGGUUUGCUUGUCCGGUGUGUAAUAAGCGCUUCAUGCGCAGCGACCACCUCAGUAAACACGUUAAAACUCACACCGCUGGAGGCUCUGCGGAAUCGGGUUCUGGGGGCAGCGGAGGGAAAAAGGGCAGCGACACCGACAGCGAGCACAGCGCCCCUGCCAGCCCUUCGUGUCAUUCGCCUGACAUGAUGCAUCCUGCAGAGUCUGUUCAAAACGGCGGACUGGGCUGCCCGAGUAAUUCUAUAGAAUGAGAAGUGAAAGAAGACUAUAAACUUGUAAAAACAAACGUGUACGUGUGUUUCGUAAAGUAAUUAUAUUUACGUUCAACGUGCUUGGCGAAAUUACACGAUUUUGUGGGGCAGCUUUUUGAACUGAUCAAAACGGCUGGAAAACGUCCAUUCUUUUGAAUGCUUUAAUUCACUGCAAAAUGUGAAAUCACUAUGAUGUGUUUUCAGAAUUAAACCUGUGGUUUUCACAUGGUUUGAAAACCAAGAAUAUCGUCAACUGGGGCCAACUUCCCAUAUAGGCCUAUGCAAACUUGCCAACACUUACGUCCCAAAAAUGUCAAUAAUGAAUAUGAUACUGGCGUUAAUGGCGAUUAGGAAACUUCUGGUUGUAACAACAAUCACUAGUGUUCUUAAUCUGCUGGUUCUUUGCAAUUUAGUUUACUUUUAAAAGUACGGUUUCGAGAAUUGUAGGCGUGUGUGAGAUGAGCGUUUUAAACGGUUAAGUCCGGUACGUCAAAACAGAUAGUAAAACACUGUAUUUAUGAUUAAUUAGCGUGUUUCUCGGCAGUUCAAUUAUUUUCACAUUUUCCAUUUGGUGUCUACCUUUGAAAACCAAACUCUGGCACUUUAUUCUCCAGCUCCGCUGUAGGGUAACAUUAUCGGACUUUGCCUGUGGCGAAUUAAUCUGAAUUUUAAAUGAGGUAAUCGUUUCAGUUUCUGUAAAGUCUUGGUGUUGCCGCUUAGGCCUAAUUUGUAGAAUAUAUGUGCUACGUGUUUUGCUUUUUAUAGAGGCAGAUAUCAUAUCAACGGGAGGGCGUCUUCUUUUAACAGAACCACCCUAAGACAUGUCGUAUUUAUUAUCAGAUCAUUCCGGCAUAAUGCACGAUGUUGCUGAAGAUUUGAUAACUGGAAGAUAUUAUUAUUAUCAUUAUUAUUAAACGUCAAUAUGUUUAAUAUGGGUUUGCCCGGGAGACUAAUUUUGUACAGUAUUUCAGUGUGAAUUGAUUUUAAUAUCUGGAAAUAUAUGGGCGAAGUCUACGUCUUACUUUCUUCUUCUGUUGAGAACAAAAUGAAAUUGUAUAUUGCUGUCGGAGUUCUAUUUAUCCACGAGUUGGACUUGUAUCUUAAAGUCUAUCAGAGUCGCACUUUGAAUUUAUAUUUAAAGAUUUUAGAUUGGGAUUCUUUUAAGUGUUAAAUCACGGAUUAAUUUAAUUACGCAUGUACGUGUUUCGGAUAUACCGUUUAGCGAAGAAACUGACUUUCAGAUGGAAACCUGGCAAUAAAGUCAGAAUGAAUUGA
Brienomyrus brachyistius is the source of this 2835-nucleotide messenger RNA. RefSeq names its product sp8 transcription factor a (gene sp8a). Gene Ontology annotation, biological process: regulation of transcription by RNA polymerase II. Bases 229 to 1560 code for a protein of 443 amino acids. The transcript is spliced from 2 exons. Gene Ontology annotation, molecular function: DNA-binding transcription factor activity, RNA polymerase II-specific; RNA polymerase II cis-regulatory region sequence-specific DNA binding. NCBI's taxonomy places the organism in Eukaryota, Metazoa, Chordata, Actinopteri, Osteoglossiformes, Mormyridae. The record is from RefSeq and is a predicted model, not a curated record.